AUGAAAGACAAUACGCAUAGCACAACCCUAAUCUUCUUUGGAAAUGAGUUUCCCAACGAUGAUCUCAAAGGGCUGUUCCGCUGCCUGCUGCGGCUUAGCAAGGACCGCAGGUUUCGUCAACUGGCUGCCUUUCUCGAGGAGUCGACUUUGGUCCUCAAGAAAGAAGUCGCUGCACUUCCACAGCCCCUGAGGGAUCUCGUACCGCAUUUUCACACGGUAUUGCCCCUCGCGGAGCUUGGUGACUUUCGUCAAGGUCCUCUAGGGGCUGCUAUGGAGAGUGCACUCUUGACUGUGCUGGAACUUGGCAUGUUCAUAGGGCAUUAUGAAGCUGAAGGCCGUGACUGGAAUUUGCUUGAGCACAACACCACCCUUGCUGGCUUGAGUAUCGGCCUUUUAGCUGCUGCUGGUGUGGCCCUAUCCACCAACUUAGCAGAGGUCGCCCAGAAUGGAGCAGAGUGCGUUCGCGUGUCUUUUCGACUAGGAGUAUACGUCAGCGAGAUCUCGCGGAAACUCGAGGCGCCUCAAGCAGACGGUACAUUACUGAGCUGGGCUCAUGUUGUUACCGGAGAGACAAAGUCCGCCAUCCAAGACGAGCUGUCAAAAUACAACUCAGAAUCAGGCACGCCAGAGCUUCUUAAAGUCUUCAUUAGCGCUGCCGAUAAGACUUCCGUCAGUGUAAGCGGGCCGCCAUCACGCAUGAAAGCCUGCUUCAGCAGUUCGCACCUCUUGCGGUAUUCCAAGUCUUUCGCCCUCCCAGUAUACGACGGUCUAUGCCAUGCGUCGCAUCUGUAUAACGAGGACUCGAUCAACACAGUUAUCAACAGUGCAGAGUCAGUCAUUCCUGUCUCUCGUCCGGUGCAGCUUUCGCUUCAUUCUUCCAAUACUGGCCAGCCUUUCCCAGCGGCUACAGCUCACGAGCUGUUCCAAGCCAUCGGCAAGGAGCUGCUGACUGGUACCAUCUACCUUGACAACAUCAUUGACGGAAUCAUAAAACGCAUUGAAGGGUUCAACCCGAGUGAUCUUCAAGUCGAGACUUUUCGCACGUCAAUAGUGUUUAAGAGCGUACGAGCGGCUCUUGAGGGUGAGUUCCCUGACUUGGAGAUCAAGAUAACCGACUUGAUCCCUUGGGCUUUCAGAGACUAUGGUCCUCGUCUGCCGCGUUCUUUCGCCCAUUCGAAGCUGGCUGUUGUCGGUAUGGCCUGUCGUAUGCCGGGUGGUGGCAAUGAUACCGAGCUUUUCUGGGAGAUUCUGGAGCAGGGACGUGACGUUCACACAACAGUGCCGGCAGAUCGUUUCGACUUGUCGACUCAUUACGAUCCUAGUGGCAAAACAGAUAAUGCUGCAACGACUCCCUACGGUAACUUUGUUGAUAAACCGGGAUUGUUCGAUGCUGGGUUUUUCAACAUGUCGCCGAAAGAGGCUGAACAAACAGACCCUAUGCAGCGACUGGCGCUCGUCACUGCAUAUGAAGCUCUGGAGAUGGCCGGUGUAGUCCCCGGUCGAACUGCAUCGUCGAACCCCAAACGCAUUGGUACUUACUACGGGCAGGCGAGUGACGACUGGCGAGAACUGAAUGCCUCGCAGAACAUUGGCACAUACGCAGUGACGGGUGGUGUACGUGCCUUUGGCAACGGGCGCAUCAACUACUAUUUCAAGUUUCCUGGGCCCUCAUUCAACGUCGACACGGCCUGUUCUAGCGGGCUGGCUGCCGUCCAGGUCGCAUGCUCGGCUCUUUGGGCGGGGGAGGCGGAUACAGUUCUUGCUGGGGGCCUGAAUAUCAUCACCGACCCCGACAACUAUGCAGGUUUGGGGUGUGGUCACUUCCUCUCCAAAACAGGGCAGUGCAAGGUUUGGGACGAAACUGCGGACGGCUACUGUCGUGCUGAUGGGAUCGGCUCCGUCGUCAUCAAACGUUUGGAGGAUGCUGAGGCAGAUAACGAUAAUAUCAUCGCCGUCGUACUCUCUGCAGCUACGAAUCACUCAGCCGAGGCUAUCUCGAUCACCCAUCCCCACGCAGGGAAUCAGAAAGACAAUUACCGCCAGGUUAUCGAUAUGGCUGCCGUUAACCCGUUGGAUGUGAGCUAUAUUGAGCUUCAUGGAACAGGGACCCAGGCCGGUGACGCCGUGGAGUCUGAAUCUGUGCUCGAUGUAUUCGCGCCUCGAUCGCCGCCACGACGUCCCGAUCAGUUGUUACAGCUGGGUGCGGUCAAAAGCAAUAUCGGGCACGGUGAAGCGGCAGCAGGUAUUGCGUCGUUUCUGAAAGUGCUGUUAAUGUACCAGAAGAACAUGAUCCCCGCGCACAUUGGUAUUCAUACAGUUAUUAACCCGACUAUUCCCAAAGAUCUUGAACAGCGUCGGGUCCGGUUGACUCAGACGAACACGCCUUGGCCGCGUCUACCGGGUAAGAAACGGAUUGCAAUGGUCAACUCCUUUGGAGCUCAUGGUGGAAACACGACUGUUCUGUUGGAGGAUGCGCCUGAGCGUAACAAGGAUGUUGCCCGAGAGAACCGCUCGACUCAUACCGUCGUCAUAUCGGCCAAAUCUAAGAAGUCUCUCCAAGCCAAUAUUGCAAACCUAGCGCUGCAUCUGGAGGAGAAUCCUGACAUCGAUCUGGGCGAUUUGUCAUACACAACCUGCGCACGUCGCAUCCAUUACACUCUGCGCGUUGGCUUCGCGGUCUCGAGCAUCGCCGGGCUAAAGGAAGCCCUACGCAAGGCUGGCGAGAAAGAGGCUCUUGCUGAGGUCCGUCCAACACCAGGGGACGUUCCUCCGGUCGUUUUCGCCUUCACCGGCCAGGGAGCCUUCUACCAGGGCAUUGCCCGGGAGCUAUUCGAGUCAUUCUCUUACUUCCGUGACGAAGUAUUGCAACUUGACCACAUUGUCCAACGGCUUGGUUUCCAGUCCAUUGUGCCCGUGAUUGACGGAAGUAUUGGCGAGAAUCCAUCAGCAACCGUGUCGCAGCUUAGCAUUGUCGUGAUCGAGAUUGCGCUUGCGCAUCUCUGGACUCUACUGCUCGGCAUGCAACCUAGCGCCGUCAUCGGCCACAGUCUAGGCGAGUAUGCCGCGCUGGUCGUUGCGGGCGUCCUAUCUACCGCGGACGGUAUCUUCCUCGCCGGGCGACGUGCCCAGUUGAUUGAAAAGUGUUGUACAGCUGGCAGCCACGCGAUGUUGUCGGUUCGUGCAUCAGUAUCGGAGAUCAGCAAGCUUCUAGGCAAUGCCAAGUACGAGAUAUCCUGCCAGAAUACUCUCAACGAUACAGUUAUUGGCGGCACCAAGGCAAAUCUGGACGCUGCCCGUCAAGUUCUCGAGUCUAGCAGCAUUAAGUGUGUGCCGGUAGACGUGCCCUUUGCAUUUCACACCGAGCAGGUCGACCCAGUACUAGACCAACUAACCCGAGUCGCUGAGACUGUGCACUUCAAGGCCCCCAGUAUUCCAAUCAUAUCGCCAUUGUUGAGAAGCGUGGUGUUUGACGGCAAGACUAUCAAUUCCAGUUACUUGAUUAGAGCCACACGCGAGCCCGUCCACUUUGCUGGUGCCAUAGAGGCUGCGCAGGAUCUCGGCAUGGUGAAUGAUAAAACAGUAUGGGUCGAUGUUGGACCGCAUCCUAUUUGCGCUAGCUUUGUGCGCAGUUUGAUCCCCAAGGCGCGUGUCGCUUCGUCAUGCCGGAGAAAUGAGGACAACUAUGCAACGAUGGCGAAGAACCUUGUAGCUCUGCACCUGGCUGGUUGCACUCCUGUCUGGGACGAGUAUUUCCGGGCUAAUGAAAAGGCGUACAACCUGCUUACUCUGCCCAAAUACGCCUGGAACGAUGUCAACUACUGGAUCCAAUAUAUCGGCACAUGGACGUUGGAUAAGGCUCAUCUGAAGUAUACUGGAACAAAUGGACCACCGCAGGUUAAGCCGUCGUCUUCGGCAUUGCGCACAUCUCUGAUCCACGAAAUCAUCGAAGAGACCAUUGGCGAAGAAACGGCCACGCUCAAAACCGUCUCUGACUUGCAACACCCGGAAUUCCUCGAGGCUGUUCAUGGUCAUCGGAUGAAUAAUUGUGGCGUAGCAACAUCAUCAAUCUGGACCGACAUGUCGUUGACGGUUGGCGAAUAUCUGUAUAACAAACUAGCACCCGGAUCAAAGGUACACAUGAAUGUGGGCGAGCUUGAGGUCUUGCACGCAACUGUGGCCAAUCCUGCCAAAAACUGCACCCAGAACCUGUACCUUGACGCCCAUCUAGACUUACGCACGCAGAAGAUGUCACUUGCCUGGUUUAAUGUCGAUCCUGCAACUGGGAGCAAGGCAGCCGAAUCUUAUGCUACUGGAUCUGUGCGUUUCGAGGCUGAUGCGGAGAAGUGGAAGUCUGAAUGGGAGCGUCUGACACACUUGGUGCUCGGCCGAAUCGAGACAUUAGAGAGCAUGGCCAAGGACGGACAAGCAAGCCAGUUGUCCAAGGCGUUAUCCUAUGCCCUAUUCAAGAACGUGGUUGAUUACGCUGACCAUUAUCGCGGCAUGGAACGGGUGGUAAUGCACGACUAUGAAGCGUUCUGCGAUAUCAAGCUCACGCCAGAACGCCGAGGUAUGUUCCAUACGCCGCCGCACUGGAUCGAUAGUGUUUCCCAUCUUGCUGGUCUUAUCAUGAACGGGAGCGAUGCCUCCAACACCCGCGAUUACUUCUUCGUCACACCAGGCUAUGAGAGUUUCCGUUUGCUGGCAAAACUGGACCCUGACGUCAAGUAUCAGAGCUAUGUGCGCAUGUUCCCACUGCCAGAGGCCAACAUGUACGGAGGCGAUUUGUACAUUUUGCAGGAUAAUCAGAUCAUUGGCAUGGUUGGUCAUUUCAAGUUCAGACGAGUACCACGCCUGCUCAUGGAUCGAUUCUUUUCGGCUGAAGCAGCCUCAAAACAAUCAGUGGCGGCUUCUGCGUCUUCUGCGCCUAAGACUGCAACCAAACAUGCCCCGCUGCCGGCCUCCAAACCGGCCCAAGCACCAGCUGAACCAACACCCUCGUCGCUUCCCACAGUUCAAGCACAGAAUACCAGCCCCCCUCAACAAGUAACGCCGUCGAAACCCGCAAUGAACGGCGUGAAAACGCCUGAAGAGGAGAAGCCCGGCAAAGCAGAUGCCGAAGGUCCGAACGGAACGACCUCUCAACCAGAAGCGACCGGCGUAGUUGGCCAAUGCCUGCAAUUGAUCGCUAACGAGACAGGACAAAGCGUGAAUGAGUUGACACCGGAUGCCACUUUUGUGCAGCUAGGAGUUGACUCGCUCAUGUCACUUGUGCUCUCAGAGAAAUUCCGGGCCGAGCUUGGUUUGGAGGUCAAGAGCUCGCUUUUCCUAGAGUGCCCGACAGUUGGAGAUAUGAUGGACUGGUUAGAGCAGUACUGUUAG
This is a messenger RNA of Aspergillus nidulans FGSC A4, 5379 nucleotides long. It is a transcript of the gene nscA, whose product is annotated as non-reducing polyketide synthase aptA. Gene Ontology annotation, biological process: secondary metabolite biosynthetic process; ketone biosynthetic process; fatty acid biosynthetic process. The record is from RefSeq and is a predicted model, not a curated record. Lineage: Eukaryota; Fungi; Ascomycota; Eurotiomycetes; Eurotiales; Aspergillaceae. The transcript is spliced from 4 exons. The coding region runs from base 1 to 5379 and encodes 1792 amino acids. Gene Ontology annotation, molecular function: acyltransferase activity; transferase activity; phosphopantetheine binding.